AUGAUGCUUCAAUCCCUUCGGUCAGGUCCACUCACAAAGGCCAGAAACUAUGCGACGGCCACUAAGCCGGUUGUAAAGAAGGAGGGAAGCAUAGCCGAUGCUUUCAACUCUCUAUCGGGUGGCAAUGCGCCACCCCUACCACUGCGUUUUCGGCAGCUCAAGCAACAAAUAGCACAAGGUCGAGAAGAUCGCAUGAUUGCCAGCUGGCAUCGCUUGCUCGAUGAGUUGCGCCUCGAAUGCGACAUUAUUGCCCGAAAGGGUCCACGGGCCAUACCUGAGAUUGAGUUCAAGGACCUCGCCGGUGACCUCAGAUCUAUAAGAGGAGAGAUCAAGAAGCGCGGCGCUCUGGUCGUCCGAAAUGUCAUUCCUGAAGCUGAAGCGCGUGGCUACAAAUAUGAUCUCGAAGAAUAUAUUCGGCUCAAUCCAAGCACUCGCAAUUUUGAGGGUCAAGUAUUUGAGCUCUACUGGUCACUCCCGCAGCUCAAAGCACGGUCGCACCCAAACAUGGUCGCUGCCCAAUCGACCUUGAUGAGCCUGUGGAACAAGUCGGACGCAAAGGCACCGAUAUCGACAAGUCAAACCUUGAUGUAUGCCGAUAGAUUGCGCAUACGACAACCAGGCGAUGCCAAGUUUGCUCUGGGACCGCACCAAGAUGGUGGAAGUGUUGAGCGUUGGCAGCCAGAAGGUUCAGCUGGUGUCUACGAGAGAAUCUUGCAAGGUGACUGGGAGAACCAUGAUCCUUGGGAUGCCAGUACUCGAGUCCACGCCAACAUCAACCUCUACGAUGGCCUGGGAGCUUGUUCCAUGUUUCGCAUGUUUCAGGGCUGGCUGAGCAUGAGCACCGUGAGCCCGUAUGAGGGAACACUUCUGGUGCAGCCGUUACUCAAGCAUAGCACGGCGUAUACUCUCUUGAGACCAUUCUUUCGCCCAGUCGCCCAGUAUGGCGAUAUUGCGACAGAAGAGUACCUGAAACCCAGUAACUGGCAAUUCAUCGCCGGCGAGGACAUGACGAGCGAGUUACAAGGAGCGACUCCCGGACAGGGCCAAGAGUAUACUGAAUUCAAUCAUCCACACUUGGAAUUGAACCGAACAAUGGUUCAUGUGCCCAAAGUUCGCCCUGGCGACUAUGUCGUAUGGCAUUGUGAUACAAUCCACGCCGUUGACAAGACCCACAAGGGUAAUUUCGACUCGAGCGUCCUAUACAUACCAGUCUGCCCUCUCACAGAAGCCAACGCAAGAUAUGCAGCUACUCAAAGACAAGCGUUCCUGGACGGAACUCCUGGGCCAGAUUUCCCGGGCGGGCUUGGAGAAAGUCAACAUGUACAACGUCCAGAUGUGCAGGAUCUGCGAAGAGUCACUGAUGAAAAUGGCCUUCGUGCCGCUGGCUUUGAAAAGUUGCCGAUUUUGGGUGGUGAUUCACCAGGAACGAUCAGUGUGACUCAAACGGCCAACAGCAUUCUAGGGUUCUAA
Molecule: messenger RNA, 1470 nt
Organism: Pestalotiopsis fici W106-1
Lineage: Eukaryota; Fungi; Ascomycota; Sordariomycetes; Amphisphaeriales; Sporocadaceae
Exons: 3
Coding region: 1-1470 (489 amino acids)
Source: RefSeq, a predicted model, not a curated record